Molecule: messenger RNA, 1333 nt
Organism: Pleuronectes platessa (European plaice)
Lineage: Eukaryota; Metazoa; Chordata; Actinopteri; Pleuronectiformes; Pleuronectidae
Product: histone H1
Exons: 1
Coding region: 151-786 (211 amino acids)
Biological process (GO): nucleosome assembly
Cellular component (GO): nucleosome
Molecular function (GO): structural constituent of chromatin; DNA binding
Source: RefSeq, a predicted model, not a curated record
UUUCCAGCAAAAGAGAAUUUGAGACGUUUGUUGUUGAGAAGAAAACACAGGUGCGCGUGCACGUUGAGUCUCCACGGUUCUCAUGCUGUGUUUAAGUUCCGCCUCUCAGGAAUCUGCAUCAGAACCGAACUCCCGCUGAUUCACGUCACGAUGGCAGAAGAAGUCGCUCCAGCUGCAGCCUCCGCACCGGCCAAGGCCCCGAGGAAGAAGAGCCCCAACCCCGCGAAGGGGCCCGGGGCCGGGGAGCUCAUCAAGGCAGCGGUCGCCGGCUGCAAGGGCAAGAAGGGAAUCUCCUUCAUCGCCGUGAAGAAGCAGAUGGCCGCGGCCGGGUACGAUGUGGAUCACAACGGGCACAACGUGAAACGCGCCCUGGGGAGGAUGCUGACAGACGGGGUCCUGGUUCAGCUCACAGGAAACGGAGCGUCCGGAUCAUUCAGGAUGAACAAGACCGUCGAGAAAGCCCCGAAGGCGGCGAAGAAACCCGCCAGGAAGCCGGCCCCCAAAGCCAGGAAGCCCGCGACCCCGAAGAAGAGCCCGACCCCGAAGAAGGCCUCGGUCAAGACGCUGAAAGGGGGCCGGAAGUCCCCCAAGCCCGCAGCCAAGAAGGUGAAGAAGGUGCAGAAAGCUACGGCUGCAAAGAAAGUGACCAAGAAGGUGGAGGUCCAGAGCCCGAAGAAGGUGGAGGCCAAGAAGCCAGUUGCAGCCAAGAAGGUUGUGAAGAAGGCGGUGAAGGCCCCGAGCACAAAGGUCCAGACGGUCGGAACCAGGAGAACAGCCCGGAAGUAGAAGUAGAAGAAGUGGAUGUAAACAAAAGGCUCUUUUCAGAGCCACCACCCGGUGCAGAGCCAAUGUCCUCAGAUAGAGUCACGUGCUCCAGCAGCAGAGACAUGGGUCUCAUCAAACUGGAUCUAGUUACUGAACUUUAUUAGCAAACUAUAUCUAGUUAUUAAACUUAAUAUCAAACUAUAUCUACUUACUGAACUUUACUAUCAAACUAUAUCUAGUUACUGAACUUUAUCUAGCAUUAUAAAGUUCACACGUUUUAUCAGUCAAAAUAUCUUAGUGACACUUACAUAUUUUAUGUAUUUACCUGUGAAGUCAGAAGUUCACACUCAUCUUCAAGAACAGAUUCAAAAACUUUCAUCAAACUUUAUUUAUCUUAAACUUAUGAUCAUGAUUAAGACUCACGUUUUGUUAAGACCUAAUCUGAACAUAUACUGCUAAAUCAUAAUGUAGAAGUUAUAGUUCUAUUUUUAACUGUUUCUACUGAAUGUGUCUUUAUAUAUAUGGUAAAUGGUUUUGUAUUUAUAAAUCUCUUUUCUAGUCUUGAUGA